AAAAACACAAAACGUCAAGAAGAGAAAAGCAAAUUAGAUUUUGUGUACAAAAAUUUUCUUUUCAUGGCUUUUUCCAUCAUCAAACGUUGAUUUAUAUAAAAAUUUUCUUAAAAUAUUUUACUUAAAGCACAAUUUUCCACAUUUAAUUAAUUAAAAACAGAAAAACUAAAGCCAUCCGCCAUAAAAAAAGAAAAGAAAAUAAGAACUCGCUCGUGCUUCGCUUCCUCCAUCGCGUUUUUAUGAAUUUCUUUUGUAUUUUUUAUUAUUUUCUUAAGAAAAAUCAUUUAAAAAGUUUUAUUAGCUUUUUUUUCGAAAAUUUUUCUUCUCUAAAUUAAAUAAUUUUCUGGGGAAAUGUACAAAAGCAUUCCGCAAAAGUGGCGUUUGUAAGCGAUAAUUUGAGUUUUGAGCGUUAUUUCCUCCAAAAAAUGCAGCAAGUGGAUGACCCACCAUCGUUACCCGUUGGAACGGAGGUAAGCGCAAAAUAUAAAGGAGCCUUUUGCGAGGCAAAAGUUAGGAAGGUAGUUCGCAAUAUAAAGGUGAAGGUCGCCUUCAAGCAUGGCCUUGGAUCGGGCGUCGUCUCAGAUGACGCCAUCAAGUCGGGACAGCUCCGCGUGGGCUCGACUGUCGAAGUCAAGCACCCCGACCGACGCGAGAACGUCGAGGGCACGGUUAUGAAGAUACAGGACUGCUCCCAGUACACGGUGGUGUUCGAUGACGGCGACAUCACCACCCUCAGACGCACAGCCCUCUGCUUGAAGAGCGGCCGGCACUUCAACGAAAGUGAGACACUAGACCAGCUCCCGCUGACCCAUCCCGAACACUUCGGGAAUCCCGUGGUGGGCGGCCGCAGAGGAAGACGCUCGCGGCACCUCCACGACGACAGCUCGGAUGAGGAUGACGAGAGCGAUGCGAAGGAGGUGAUCAACGAGAAGGAGGAGAACAUCGGGAAGGUGGUGUGCGUCGAAUCGACGGACAGCAAGAAGAAGGACAAGGAAAAGUGGUUCCCGGGCCUGGUUGUGUCUCCAACGGCACAAGUCACGGUACGCAUUCGAGUCAAGGAUGAAUAUUUGGUGCGUUCUUUUAAGGACGGACGCUACUACACUGUCCCCAAGAAGGAGGCCAUGGAGUUCACCAGAGAACAGGCUCACAAACAAGAUAACGCUGCUGUCCAGGCGGCUUUGGAGUACUUAGACAGCGAUAUACUGCCCACACAUUGGGAUCGAGAUUCGCUCUUUGGGCUGGCGAACUCCUCCAGCGAAUAUGAGGAAGCCGAUUCGGACAGUUCCGAUGAUGAGCCAAGCGAGGAGAAGGACCUGUUCAUAGCUCAAUUGUAUAAAUACAUGGAUGACCGUGGAACUCCCCUGAACAAAGUCCCUUCCAUCCAAAACCGCGACGUUGAUUUCUACCGCCUGUUUAGGGCUGUUCAAAAACUCGGUGGCUAUAACCGUGUGACAACUCAGAACCAAUGGAAGUCCAUCACCAUUCGGUUGGGCUUCACUCCGAUCACCGUCAGCGUGACUAACCUUGUGAAGCAGGCCUACAAGAAAUUCCUGCAGCCCUACGAGGACUUUCACAGGAAGUUGGGAUGCUCCAUGAUAAUGACGCCUCGCAAUGCCAACCGCACUAAAGGCCGCAGCUUGGUCCGAGCCAAUUCCGUAGCCUCACCAAAACCAGCGGACACAAGCAAAGAAGCAAAACCCAGCACUUCUUCGAUUCCAGUCCCAUCGACUUCGGCAGCUGUUGUCGUGAAUCCCCCGCCGACAAACGACGAAUCGGAGAACACAAGUGAGUCGAGUGUGGAGGUGACGGUGGCCAAGGCUGCGACUAAGAGGAAGUCCUCUGUCGGAGCAGGAAAGGUCAAGAGUCUGGUGGAGAAAUUCGAGGAGAAGGCUAAGGAAGAAUGUGACAUACCGCUGGCGAAGAUUCAGAAAAGCAGUCAACGCUCCACCGAGAGGAAGAGCUCAGAGACGCCCAACACAACCCGAGAGAACUCCCCGACAGGUUCUAUUGGGCCAACAAUUAAAAAAGAGAAACAAAAGAAACCGCCACAGGAAGAGAAACGCGGACCGAAACCGAAGAAAAAAGAGGAGACCCAGGAGAAGGUCGAAGUUGGUGAUUUCCCAGUCGAAGUUGGGGACAAGUUGAAGGUCUACUACCACGAAAAAAAGGUCACCUACGAGGCGAAGGUCAUUGAAAUUUCAGUGACCAAAGGAUCUCCUCUCUACUUGGUCCAUUACACCGGCUGGAAUAACCGUUACGACGAGUGGGUGCCUCGGGAACGCAUCGCCGAGAACCUCACCAACAAUAAGCUCAAGAAAACGCGCGUCGGAGGAGCAUCCUCGGAUAAGGGUAAAACAGAGAAAUCCGAGAACCCGCCGAAGCCGCCGUCAGUCAUCUCCCCGGGACCAGGAAAAACCCCGACUUCGUCUGUGAAGCGAGGUCGUGGUCGAAGUGACUCGCAGCCGCCUCGUUCCACGACUCCCUGCUCAGUAGCAUCGAAUUCGAGUCGCACAAAGUCGCCAGCGGCCUCAAGCGCCCGGAAGAAGACCCCACGAACCAUUCCGAAUUCGAUGAGACGCACUUCAAACAAUGUAUCGGAUGUCUCGAUGCAGACUUCGUCGGAUAGCGACUCUGAUGAACCAGUCCGGAGGCCAACACGAGCCACAAGGGACUCCAAGGGUAAGGGAACGCAGGCUUCUCGAGGAAAGUCCCCCGCCUCGGUAACCGCCACCUCGACAAAGUCCAACAGCGCCAGCGAGAGUGAUGAGGACGAGGAGGCCGAUGACGAGGAGAUGCCUGAAACAUCGAGUUCCAACGCCAAGGGACGUGAUUAUGAUCUCAACCAAAUCAGGUCGGAGCUGAAGGGUUUCCAGGAACUGAAGUCGCCCACUUCCGAUCCAGAGACCGAUACUGCCGACCAGCAGGACUCGAAGUCGGAGUCUCUGUUCGACUUCAAGCCCAAGGAAGAGGAGUCUUCGGACCAGAAGCACGACGAGACGACAAAGUCAUCCGAUUCGGACUCAUCCUCGGAUGGCACAGAUUCCUUCGCCGAUGACGAUUCCCAGUCCUCGGAUAAGACAACAACCUUGGAGAAUAUGACAGAGAAGUUGCAACUGAAAAUCAACGCCGACAAGAAGGCUUUGUUGGAGAAGUUUCCCUUGGGAAAGGCUCCCGAAAAGGCCGGUCCCUCCAGAAUUGAGAAGAUCAUCAAAGAAUCCCUCGCCGAGAAGCGGCAGGAGAGCCUCAAGGCGAAACCAUUCAUUGCUGAGGAAUCGCUGAAAGUGGUGAAAACCGAAGUGAAGCUGGAACCCAUCGAGACUGUUAAUGCGCCAGCCCCACCAGCAGCAACUCAAGUGGACAAGAAACCCUUCCCCAUGAUCUUGGAAUCUGCGACCAAGCCGACCGUCAACCUCACUCGAAUCGGCAAGUACCCGGUGAUUAUGGACAAGCCAUUGGUCAUAAAGGAGGAUCCAUCGGAGCCUGUCUCGGACCCUCUGAAGCUAGAGGAACCGGUUGACGUGAAGGAGGUUGUUCCAGCUCCACCACCGCCGCAACCAACUCCCGAUAUUUACGAGUUCAAGGAACCGGAGCCAUUUGAGUUUGAAGCUCGCAAGACACCCACAGCAGCGGCAGCGGGAACCUCGGAAGCCAAGAAGAAGGCCAUCACAGCAGCAGCUCCGAAACCAACUCCUCCAGAGCAGCCGUCGGUUUCUCCACUCUCGGCCACCUUCGGAAAGAAGAAGAAGGCUUCGCCCAUCAAGGAAUCACCCGAGAAGCCAAAGCAGAUGAAGAUGGACGACAAGAUCUCUCUGUCCAGCCUCUCGGCGGCCAUGAGCAACUUGCUAACUCCCCAGAAGAACGAAACAACCUUGUUCGAUGCCCUUCGCAAGUCACCGAGCUUCAAUUUGAAUUUCAACGCUCUCCACGAGGAACUUGCGACCACAGUUCAAGAAACGACUCGAGCUUUGACUGAUGUCCCGCCGCCUGAGCAAUUGACACCUACCAAGUGUGGCAGUGGAGAGGAGGCCACAGACAGCGCCGCUAGAGUUGUGGGAAGUCCCUUUAUCGAGACUACUUGUGAUCUGUCCAACGUCUUCGAGCUUAACCAGGACGCCGAUGGACUGACUAGCAGCGACGAAGCCAAGGACAACAAAUUCGAGCUGGAAAACGUGAAGAUUCUCCUCUGCGAUUCUUCAUUCGACUUGGAACCCAUCAAAGUGGAGAAACCUUCGUCCAUAGCUGACAAAGUUUUGAGGGCCAUCAGCCAGAAGAAGGAAGAGGAAGAGAAGAACAAGUGCGAGGUCCCUGUGAAGAUCGAAGCCGACGUUAAGCCGAAAGUGUUGCUGAAGGAGGAGGACGUCAAGAUCGACGAGGACAAUCUGCCGAGCACCAGCAACAGCAGCACUAGCAAUAGCAACAGCAACAGCAGCAGCAGUGCCGUCAGUACUUCGCCGUUCAUAACCGAACCACCGAAGAUCGAAGACGUCACGUGCACGCUGGUGAAGAGCGAAUUCGAGCUGACGCCCAAGCGCUCGUUGCUCACCAGUCCCGAACCCAAAAUCGGAAUUCUUGAGUCGAUCCCAGUCAAGAACAACGUUCUCAACGAGACCAUCCAGAAGCUGGAGUGUGCAAUCCAGAAGACAACGGCGGCGCCAAGCGUCGACCACUUUGUCGAGGAGUCGUCGGACAGCAACGACUCGGAACAGAGGUUGAUCAUUGAGGAUGAGGACGAUCGUUCGAUUUCGGAGACUUCGCGCACAAUGACUCCGGUGGAAGUGAAACAACCACAAGAAGUCAAAAAGCCCGAGGAACCAGGAAAAGCGGUGGUGCCUUCAGUUGUGGAGGCGGAAUCAAGAACGGAGGAGGUCGAGAACAACAAGAAGAAGGAUGAACCUGUUCAGGUUGAGGUAGAGAAACAGGUUGAACUUCCUGUCUCGGAUUCAGUUUCUGUCUCCGUUUCUGUGCCUGCUCCUCCGGCUUCAAUUUCUGUUACCGUUCCAGCUCCUUCCAUUCCUUCUUCCAUUGUGGCCGUACCUUCGCCUGUAACAAUACAACAGGUGCAGUCGGUGCUACCGCAACCCAAGCUCCCGUCCCCGGUUCCCGUUAAACCGCUUGUCGUGCCGAGUAUCUUCAAUCUUCCUCAAACCUUCUAUUCCGACCCGAACCUCCAGCCAGAGGAUGGAGUAAAACCGAUCUUUGAUAUAAGACCCGUGGAGGUGUGCGCAUCGCAGCCUCCCGAGAGGCCACAGCUCGAGCCAGUGUCGAUAAUCGAGCAGGUCGUAGCAGUUCCACAGCAGCAACAAGCCCAACAACAGCAGCAGCAACUUGACAUCAAGAAGGACGAUCAGGCGGCCGAGAGCCUGAAUCUGCACACAGAAUCGAUAAACCUUCUCCUUUGUGAGGAAACAAUCCCCGGAAGUCCAUGUUCGAUGGUGGGCAAGGAUGUGCUGGAUCCUUUGGCCAUCUGCCGAAGCAAUUCCCAUCCGACUGAGUCGGAUAUAAAACCAGUUCCCAUGGACAUCGAGUGCUCCACUCCGAUGAGUAAGCCUCCGCCUCCCAUGGAAGCCCCAAUGAAACCGGGACCAACGCCCAACAGUUCGCCCAACGACUCUGCCAGUCAAGACGAGAGUGGCGAGGAGCUGAAGAAGCAAGUGGACAUCGAGAACGAGGUGUCGCCCAAGAAGAGGCGUCGCACCCGUAAGCAGUCCGAAAUGAUGAUGGAAACUCAGGCCAAGCGAAGGCGACCCUUAGCCAACGUCAAAAAGAAUAAUGGUUCCGAUAGUGAGGACAAUUCUGAUACCAUAUCCCAGCGUUCGUCAUCUUCACGCCACAACAGACCUUGCCAAUAUAAUUUCCUCGUGCAAUUGGAUCCCACAAUGAAUCCUGAUCAGAGGAUAGCUCUGCUCCUCAAGCAAAUCCAAGACCUCCGGAAGACCUACAACAUGAUCAAAGGCGACUUGGCAAGCAUCGACCGUCGACGCAAGAAGAUGCGUCGAAGGGAACGCGAGAAGAAACAAAUGCAGCUCCAUCAACAAGCUAUCAAGAUAAAUUCCUAAGAAAGGAAAAACGGAAAAUGGAAAAUGUAGAGAUUUCGGGCGCCCAAGAGCGUGAUGUAGUUUUUAGUAGAAUCUAUUUUAUGGCGUUGAAAUCACACGACAAAUCGUGGCAGACUUUUUUUUAUUUUACAUAUAUAUAAAUAUUGAUAGGGAGAUAUUUUGUUAGAUAUUAAUUUAUACAUAUAUACGAGAAAACAUAAAACA
Molecule: messenger RNA, 6260 nt
Organism: Eupeodes corollae
Lineage: Eukaryota; Metazoa; Arthropoda; Insecta; Diptera; Syrphidae
Gene: htk
Product: AT-rich interactive domain-containing protein 4B
Exons: 6
Coding region: 426-6056 (1876 amino acids)
Biological process (GO): regulation of transcription by RNA polymerase II
Cellular component (GO): nucleus
Molecular function (GO): transcription cis-regulatory region binding
Source: RefSeq, a predicted model, not a curated record